AUGACCUCCCUCCUCCAUUCCCGCUGGGCCCCCGGCAACAGCGACUACGAUCCUUACAACCAAUACGACAACCCCUCCUCCAGCAACGGCACACACCACCAACCCCGAACCAACACACGCAACCAAAGCUCCAAAUCCAAAUCACCACACACCCACAGCAUCCCCGCAUCCCCAGCCAGACCCUCCUACACAAAACCACCCUCACAAUCCAGCCCCCUCCCCCCCUCCGAAGAACUAGCCCGAUUCAUCAAGAUCACUGCCCGCCUCCGCUGGAAGCUCCCCUUCCUCGCCGAAGCCUACCGCCUCGCAACCGCAACCCCGAUCAACCCCGAAGCAGAAAUAAUGUUCAAAAUCGACUUCUUCGAAUACUACGCCCUCCUAGAGCGCUGCAUCGUGCACCUCCUCGCCGUCUUCAACAUAACCGUCUCCUCCUCACGAGGCCGCCCCCCUCCAACGCCAGUCUACACCGCUACCACGCAAACCGGCCGCGUCUUCGAGCAGCUGCGGCAGGCGAAGGAGUUGCGGAAUCGCUGGAAGACGGCUGAUAUGACGGCGGAGCAGGUGCUGCGGGAUCCCGUGGGGGAUCGGGAUGUUGUGAGGCCGUUGGAGAGUUAUGAUUUGGAGGGGAUUUUGGGGGCGAUUUUUGGUGGGUUGGAGGAGGGGUUUGUUAGGGCGAGGGAACAUGUUAAGUUGUGUAUGAGGGUUGGGGAGGAUGUAGUUGAUGCGGGGAGGGAGGAGGGGUGGGAGUUUAUGGUUGAUGCGAUGGAUUGGGAGGCUGUUUGA
Molecule: messenger RNA, 783 nt
Organism: Penicillium cataractarum
Lineage: Eukaryota; Fungi; Ascomycota; Eurotiomycetes; Eurotiales; Aspergillaceae
Exons: 2
Coding region: 1-783 (260 amino acids)
Source: RefSeq, a predicted model, not a curated record